AUGAAAAUCUUCGGACUUAUUUCUUUCGCCGCCAUUUUAAAUCAUCUGACGCCUGUACUUGCCGCUUCGAGUUAUGUUUGUGGUCAAUCACUUAUUCAUAGAUAUUACAUACAAUACGCUUUUGAUCGUGCUCACGAAUUGAAAAUUCAAAAUAACGAGCAAAAUUACGAAAAUAAUGAACUUUUUGCUGUAGGAAAUUACAAACAUCAAUAUGAAGAAGAUAAUGAAAUUAUCGAUGUCACAGUCAAAGUGGGAGGUACAAUUAAAAAGGAAAUUCUUUGGGUAAAAGCUUUGGUUAAAGGGGAAGAGAUUGAGUGUAAGCCAGCAACAAAGGAGCCUAAGCAAUCCUCGGCAGCCUCUUGGUCUAGUUAG
Molecule: messenger RNA, 372 nt
Organism: Blumeria graminis f. sp. triticale
Lineage: Eukaryota; Fungi; Ascomycota; Leotiomycetes; Helotiales; Erysiphaceae
Source: the annotation of a GenBank genome assembly